GGCGGUGCCAUUCUCCGAUUUCCCAAUUUAGAAAGAAAAAAGCAAAUAGCGCAUCAAUUAGACAACUGAUUUCGGUGUUGUGAUCCACUCGUUGCUCGAAAAUCUGUAUAGUCGCGAUUGCCGUUCCUACCUGUGGCAGAUAGUGCAAGGAUGGGUUGUAAGGGUUUUUUGGAGUGCUUGUUGAAGCUCCUGAACAUGUUAUUGACCCUUCUGGGUCUCGCCAUGGUUGGCUAUGGGAUAUACUUGUUUGUUAUGUACAAAAAUGCAAGUGAUGAUAUCAAUGUUGUACCACCAAAUGAAGGAUUGAUACAGCUUGGACGCCCUACGCUAAUGGCUGUUUCCCUGUCUAGCAGCAGCUUUCUUGAUAACCUGCCUACUGCUUGGUUCAUUUAUCUGUUUAUUGGUAUCGGUGCAAUAAUCUUAAUAAUAUCUUGUUUUGGGUGCAUUGGCGCAGCAACACGGAGCGGGUGUUGCCUAACUUGUUACUCCAUACUUGUACUUUUGUUAAUCUUGCUAGAAGCGGGGUGUGCUGCUUUCAUCUUCUUUGACAAGAGCUGGAGAGCCGAGAUCCCAACUGACAAAACCGGACAGUUUGACAUGAUAUAUGGAUUUUUGAGGAAGAACUGGAAAAUCUGCAAGUGGGUUGCACUUGGAGCUGUUAUAUUGGAGCUUCUGGUAUUUCUGUUAGCUCUUGUGGUACGUGCUGCAAAUGCACCAGCAGACUAUGAUAGUGAUGAUGAGGACAUAGUUGCUCCCAGGCAGCAACGACAACCUUUGAUUAGUAGGCAACCAGUUCCAGCCACGGGUAUACCUGUUACAGGUACCCUUGAUAGCCGUCCCAGCAGGAAUGAUGCAUGGAGUGCACGCAUGAGGGAAAAGUAUGGACUCGAUACAUCGGAGUUCACAUACAACCCGAACGACCCAAACAGGAAUCAACAAGGCAACACACAACCGACAGAGGAAAAGGGUCGUUGUGCCAUCAUGUAAUCAGAAGUGUGCUGAAACGAUUGUUGUUGUGUGAUCCGUAGAAAAACGUAAAUCGGUUAUCGUCUGAGUGUGUAUAAAUAUUAAGUUUGAUGAGCUUUAAGUCAUGUUCUUCCAUCCCUCACCCUUGUUAGAAAAUAGACUGUGUGUAAUAUUAUGAGGUUUGUGAUUGAUUGUGGAGAUGAUAGUUUAUUAAUGUUGCUGGUAGUAGAAAAAGACAAGGUGGCAUUGGUUUUUGACCUUUACCUA
Messenger RNA from Cynara cardunculus var. scolymus (artichoke), 1233 nucleotides. Its product is annotated as tobamovirus multiplication protein 2A-like. The record is from RefSeq and is a predicted model, not a curated record. The transcript is spliced from 7 exons. Gene Ontology annotation, cellular component: membrane. The coding region runs from base 151 to 987 and encodes 278 amino acids. NCBI's taxonomy places the organism in Eukaryota, Viridiplantae, Streptophyta, Magnoliopsida, Asterales, Asteraceae.